GAGGCCCUCAGGCGGAGGACUGCUGGGGAGCUGAGGCGGUCUCCUCCUCUCCGCGGAGGGCGGCGAGCUUGGUGUCGGCCUGUGAGAUUGCGGGGGAAUAAGAAUAAAAGAAUCUGAAAAACUUGGAGAAGAUAAAGUAUAUUCAGUCAUCAAAGCAGAAGAUCGACAAAGUGGGAAAUGUACAAUUUUGAGGACGAGUUAACGUGUCCCAUUUGUUAUAGUAUUUUUGAAGAUCCUCGUGUACUACCAUGCUCUCAUACAUUUUGUAGAAACUGCUUGGAAAAUGUUCUUCAGGCAUCUGAUAACUUUUAUAUAUGGAGACCUUUACGAAUUCCACUCAAGUGCCCUAACUGCAGAAGCAGUAUUGAAAUUGCUCCAACUGGUAUUGAAUCUUUACCUGUUAAUUUUGCAUUAAGGGCUAUUAUUGAAAAGUACCAGCAAGAAGAUCAUCCACGUAUUGUCACUUGCCCUGAACAUUACAGACAACCAUUAAACGUUUACUGUCUACUAGAUAAAAAAUUAGUUUGUGGUCAGUGCCUUACCAUAGGCCAACAUCACGGUCAUCCUAUAGAUGAUCUUCAAAGUGCCUAUCUAAAAGAAAAGGACACACCUCAAAAACUGCUUGAACAGUUAACAGACACACACUGGACAGAUCUUACUUGUCUUAUUGAAAAGUUGGAAGAACAAAAAUCUCAUUCGGAGAAAAUGGUCCAAAGUGAGAAGGAAGUUGUUCUCCAGUAUUUUAAGGAGCUUAGUGAUACAUUAGAACAGAAAAAAAUUUUUUUCCUAACUGCUCUCUGUGAUGUUGACAAUAUGAUUAAUCAAGAAUAUACUCCACACAUUGAAAGAAUAAAAGAAAUGAGAGAGCAGCAGCUUGAAUUAAUGACGCUGACAACAUCUUUACGAGAAGAGUCUCCACUUAAAUUUCUUGAAAAAGUUGAUGAUGUCCGCCAGCGUGUGCAGGUCUUGAAACAAAGACCACUUCCUGAAGUCCAGUGUAUUGAAAUUUAUCCUCGAGUAAGCCAAGUAUUGAAAGAAGAUUGGAACAGAACAGAAAUUGGACAAAUAAAGAAACUUCUCAUUCCUGAAAUGAAAAUUUCUUCAAAAAGAAUGCCAUGCUCCUGGCCUGAUGAUGUAAAGGAAGUUGAAUUUUUUAAGAUUCUAAACUCUGUUAUAGUUACACUAAUUUCAGUGAUACUGAUGUUGAUCCUUUUUUUUAACCAACACAUAGUAACCUUUCUAAAUGAAAUCACUUCAGUAUAUUUUUCUGAAAUCUCUCUAUAUGUUUACCAAAGUUUAUCUAAUAGUCUGCAUGAUUUAAAGAAUAUACUGUGUCACACUUUAUAUUUAUUGAAGGAAUUUAUGUGGAAUAUAGCUUUUCAUUGACAAUUCAGAUACAAAUUGUUUAAAUAGGCUUAUUCUUUACAGGGACUAACAACUAUUGCUAAAUGGAGAAAUAGGGGUUACAUGGAUAAAUAAAAUAGCAAACUAAAUUUUGUUAGAAUUGCAACAAAUACAUAGAAAUAUUUUAAACCUUUCAUGCUUCUGUGGAAUAGAAAUGUGUCAGGAAUGAGGCAAUAUCUCUAGUUUUCAGUCUGAAAAGAAUAAAAUCUAGUGAUUUCUUGAUUUGAAUAUUAUUAUCCUAUUUGUUUUUUAUUGGUUAGAGAGGUUGACUUAAUAUUGCUGUGACAUUAAAACAU
Molecule: messenger RNA, 1700 nt
Organism: Pteronotus mesoamericanus
Lineage: Eukaryota; Metazoa; Chordata; Mammalia; Chiroptera; Mormoopidae
Gene: TRIM59
Product: tripartite motif containing 59
Exons: 3
Coding region: 178-1386 (402 amino acids)
Biological process (GO): negative regulation of canonical NF-kappaB signal transduction; innate immune response
Molecular function (GO): zinc ion binding; ubiquitin protein ligase activity
Source: RefSeq, a predicted model, not a curated record